AUGACAUUUCAAAAACUGGUGAAUUUCCAGCUGGACUAUGCUCCUCAGUUCAAUGUGGCGAAGUAUAUCUCGCCCAGAACCAAAUUGCAAUUGGUUCACAUCAACCAUAAGGCAUCCCCACUUGUAGAGGGUUAUUUCGCUGUUGCUACAGAAUGUCCAAACGAUUCUGGUGUACCACAUACGCUUGAACACUUGAUUUUCAUGGGCUCCAAGAAAUAUCCUUAUAAAGGUUUGCUUGACACCUUGGGUAACCUGUGCAUGUCGUCCACCAACGCCUGGACUGCCACCGACCAAACGGUAUAUACACUAACGAGUGCUGGGUGGCAAGGGUUUAAGAAGCUAUUGCCGGUAUACUUGGAUCACUUAUUGAACCCAACUUUAACUGAUGAGGCAUGUGUUACUGAAGUGUACCACAUUGACCCACAGGACUUCUCUGAUAAAGGUGUGGUAUAUAGUGAAAUGGAAGGUAUAGAAUCCCAAAGUUGGUUUUUGACUUCAUUGGAAAAGCAAAGAUUGAUGUUCCCGGAAGGUAGCGGUUACAGGUCAGAAACUGGUGGUUUAACUAAGAACUUGAGAACACUUACAAAUGAUGAGAUCAAAGAAUUUCAUAAAAAGAUGUAUUCUCCACAAAAUCUGUGUUUAAUUGUAUCUGGUAAUGUACCUGAAGAUGAACUGCUGGAGAUAGCAAGUAGAUGGGAUGAAACAUUGCCUACUUAUAGUGAUGCAUCCAUAAGCAGACCUUUCGUGGACACACCAGACUCUCAAAUCCCAGAGAAAAGAACUCAGAUCGCAAGGUCUGUAAUUGAAUUUCCGGAAGCUGAUGAAUCUCAAGGUGAAAUACUACUCUCCUGGAUUGGUGAGAAAUAUGAUUCUUACGAGAGAGAUUUGGCUGUUUCUAUGCUAUUGGAAUACUACACCGAGUCUAGUAUCUCACCCUUCAAUAAAGAAAUGAUUGAGAUUGAGGAUCCAUAUGCUAAUUCAGUAGACUACUAUACUGAUGACUACCUAAGAACAAUCAUCAACUUGAAUUUGCAUGGUGUUCCAACGGAAAAACUCGACAUUACUGUAAAGAAAGCAAUAGAGUUAAUGACUACACACAAAUUUGAUCUUGAAAGAAUGAAACAGGUCAUUGAAAAUUCCAAAUGGGACUACGUAUUGAGGUGUGAAAAGACACCAAGUGAUACCUUGUCUCAAGCUGUAAUUUCCGACUUUUUGUAUGGUAAAACUGAUGGAUCAUCAUUGGUUGAAACGCUGAAAAAUUUAAAUGAUUACGAUAGAAUAAUUAAUAAUUGGACAGUUCAGGACUGGGAAAAACUCAGGGAUGAGAUAUUUGUUGAAAACAAGCCAGUUGUUGUUAUUGGGAAGCCAAGUGCUAAAAUGAAUGAAGUUCUAGAAAAAGAGAAGGAGAAUUUACUACACAGCAGAGAACAACAAUUUGGCGAAACUGGUAGAAAAGAAUUGAAACAAAAGAUUGACAAUGCAAAGAAAACAAACGACGUCGACAUACCAAACACUAUUCUGGAUAUGUUUGCAAUCGAAAAUCCUGCUGCUAGUGUUGACUUUAUCAAGACAGAGGGAAAGAAGCAUGAAACUACUAGAGAAUUUCCAUUACCAUUCCAUGUUGAGAGUUUUCCAACUGAUUUCGUUGAAAUGCACUGCUUAUUGAAUUCCAUGUAUGUUAAAGACACUGAACUAUUACCAUACUACCAGGUUUUUCAUGAAUUGUUUUCUCUACCUAUGAAGUCCAGUGAUGGCUCCAUCUUGUCGUAUGAGCAAGUAAUUUCACAGCUAAAAGACGAGACAUUAGAAACUAAAGUUACAUUGGGGCUUUCUGGAGCUUGCCCUGACUUAAUUGAUAUAAUGAUUAAAUGUAGAGCCAAAGACUAUGCUAAAGCCGUUGAGUGGUUCAAUCAUGUCUUAUUUGAUAUGAUUUUUGAUGAAUCAAGGAUCAAAGUCCUGCUGGAGAAUUAUUUGGAUUCUAUUGUUGAACUAAAGAGGGAUGGACCCAUGAUGCUUGAGUCGAUUACGAAUAGAAAUCUAUAUUCUGAAAGAUCUUUGAAGAAGUCGAUUGAUCCUUUAUAUGCUGAAAGUAUUCUUGAAGAUGUCUUAGAAGAUAUUGAAAAAGGAAACUUUGAAAGUAAUAUUCUGCCUAGACUAGAAACAAUGAGAUCUCAAUUACGGACUCAUUUCACAAAGUUCAGAAUUCUGGUUUUAGGAGAUGUCUCCAAAAUAGUAAGUAGCGGUGGCUUAUACGAACCAUGGAAUGGUUUAUUAAAAAAUAUGGAGAAGGAUAAUGCUGAAUUUGGUGACCAUAAAAUUCCUCCAGCACCAAGGCCAUUACACUUUGUUUCAGAUAUUUGUUCUAAGCCAAGCGGUCAGGUUUUUAUUAUUACAACACCGGCAUCUGAAUCAUCUUUUAUGAAUGUGGUAACGAAAGUUCCAUUUGACCUUGAUUAUCAUCACCCCGAUUAUCCCAAGGUAUGCCUAGCAUCCGAGUAUUUGCAAUGUGUAGAGGGUCCUUUCUGGAAGGGCAUCAGAGGUGCUGGUUUGGCUUAUGGUGCCUAUAUGUUAAAGCUACCGGAAAUUAACUCCUGGGGAUUUAGCAUCUAUAGAGGUGCAGAUAUUAUUGGUUGUUAUAAGGCAGGAAAAGAAAUUGUUACGUCCUAUGCUAAUGGUAAGACAAAGUUCGAGAAUAGGUUGAUUAGUGGUGCCUUGAGUAGCAUUAUUAAUAGUCUAGCAAGUAUGGAAGAUAAUUACUUUAAUGCUGGUUUGAUGGAUUAUGUGGACAACGAGCUAUAUAAUAGAGGUCCGCAUUUCAAAGAUAUUUUCUUAGAAAGAUUGGGACAGGUUUCAGCUGCUCAGCUAGAGGAGAUGAUGAGCAAAUAUCUGGUAAAUAUCUUCCAGCCACAACAUAGUACAAUCUUUUUAAGUUGCCAUCCUUCAAAGCUUGAGUCCACACAAGAGUAUUUUGAGAAUGAAGGUUUUAAUGUUAAUGUGGAAGAGUUAGAAGAGGAUGUGGAUGACAGUGAUUAUGAAUCAGAUGACAGUGAUGUCAGUAUGAAAUAA
Nakaseomyces glabratus is the source of this 3066-nucleotide messenger RNA. It is a transcript of the gene SDD3, whose product is annotated as Sdd3p. Gene Ontology annotation, molecular function: metal ion binding. Lineage: Eukaryota; Fungi; Ascomycota; Saccharomycetes; Saccharomycetales; Saccharomycetaceae. The record is from RefSeq and is a predicted model, not a curated record.